AUGGAACCUGUAGAUGAAAUUGAUAAGGACAAGCUUACAGUUCUUAUAGAUAAGGCUAUCGUUCUUCUCUCUGAAUUAGGAAAUAAGGACGAGAUAGAGGAUGAUGAUAAGAUAACUUCUGAAAUGAAAGAACUUUUACAUAAGUCGAUCGGUGAGGAUAGUAAAAAAGUUUUAAAUGAAAUUGAUAACGAUUGUCCAAGUACAUCCAUUGGGGAACAUAAAACUACACUGCCUAAUAAUGACAAUUUAGCUUUAUUGAAUCAACAAAAACGGGUUAGUUUUGGACACGAUAUAUUUGAGGAAGGUCACCUUUCAGACGAGUUUAUUAAUUUGCCUUUAAAUUCUACGUCGCGUGAAGAUUAUAAUACAAUUCGUAAAAAUAAACUUGUGCCAAUUAGUCAAUGGGGGGUUUAUUUUUCCGGCGAUUGUAAGUUUAGUGUAAAUGCUUUCAUUGAGCGUGUGUUCGAACUCAAAGAUGCUAGAAAUACUACAGAUGAAGAUCUUUGGAGGCAUGCUAUAGAUUUCUUUAAAGGAGACGCCUUAAUUUGGUUUCGCCAACAGAGAAUAUAUUAG
Pieris macdunnoughi is the source of this 573-nucleotide messenger RNA. NCBI's taxonomy places the organism in Eukaryota, Metazoa, Arthropoda, Insecta, Lepidoptera, Pieridae. The record is from the annotation of a GenBank genome assembly.